Stegostoma tigrinum is the source of this 2963-nucleotide messenger RNA. RefSeq names its product gastrula zinc finger protein XlCGF8.2DB-like. The transcript has 2 exons. Gene Ontology annotation, molecular function: RNA polymerase II cis-regulatory region sequence-specific DNA binding; DNA-binding transcription factor activity, RNA polymerase II-specific. Gene Ontology annotation, biological process: regulation of transcription by RNA polymerase II. The record is from RefSeq and is a predicted model, not a curated record. Bases 143 to 1066 code for a protein of 307 amino acids. Lineage: Eukaryota; Metazoa; Chordata; Chondrichthyes; Orectolobiformes; Stegostomatidae.
UUUGCUCCUGAUUGGCGAAGGCAGGCAUCAAUCACACGCCGCGCCAGGGUCACGUGUUGAGAGGAGGUCGCCCGCUGUCCGGGUUGUAGCGGGUGGAGGCAGGAAGCUCGAGACCGCCUUCGGGUUGAGGGCAGCACGCUGGAUGGAAGGGGAAGCUAGCCACCGUGGCCCCAGCCCGGGGGAGAGCCGGCACGAGUGUGAUGUGUGCGGGAAGCAGUUUGCCUACACCUCCUCGCUGUCCAGGCACAAGAGCAGCCACGUGGGCGGCACGUGGUACGAGUGCGAGGACUGCGGCAAGGGGUUUGUCUACCUGGCCAAGCUCAACACGCACCGACGUACCCAUGACAAAGCCCGGCUGUACGCCUGCGCUGACUGCGGGAAGGGUUACCUGCACCCCUCGGUGCUAGAGGCCCACCGACGCUCCCACACUGGCGAGAGGCCCUUUACCUGCCCGGUUUGCGGUAAGGGCUUUACCCAGUCCUCUGCCCUGUGCUCUCACCGCCGGGUACACAGCGAGGAGCGCCCCUAUGGCUGCAGCGAGUGCGGGAAGAGAUUUAAGAGUGCCCAGUGCCUGAUGAAACACCAGCGGCUACACACCGGCGAGAGGCCAUUCGGCUGCCGACUGUGCCUGAAGCGCUUUGUCAGCGCCGGGGGCCUGCUGACCCACCAGCGGGUACACACAGGCGAGCGCCCCUUCGCCUGCUCGCUCUGUGGCAAGAGCUUCGCCCAUGCCUUCAGCCUGCGCACCCACCAGCGGGUACACACCGGCGAGCGCCCCUUCACCUGCUCACUGUGCGGUAAGGGCUUCACCCAGUCCUUCAGCCUGCGCACCCACCAGCGGGUACACACCAGGGAGCGCCCCUUCACCUGCCCGGAGUGCGGUAAGGGCUUCACCUACUCAUCCAGCCUGCUGGGGCACCGGCGGGUACACACAGGCGAGCGCCCCUUCACCUGCCCGCUCUGCGGGAAGGGUUUCACCUACCUGUCCAACCUGCAAGCUCAUCGCCGGCUCCACUCUGGGGACAGGCCGACGGCACCUCCUGCCCCGCUCCCUCCCAAGGGGUAGGGGGUGCUGCUCCUGCCGAGGAGCCGGUCAGAGAUCCCAAACCACGAGCUCUCACCUCCCUCAACUUUCCAAUCACUGCCACCUUUCAGAAAGUCAGCAGCCCCCUCCCAAACCCAUUGUCACUGGGUCAGAUGCAGUCACAGAAUCAUCCAAUCAUGCCUGCACCAAUUCUAUCCCCAUAAGGUCCAAUCUCCUGCACCUUUUCCCCCCAAUCCCUGUACUCCAUUUCUAUUCAAAUAACCAUCCCGUGACCCUCUACAAUGCCUCAAUGGAACCUGUCUCCUGCAUAUUUCCAGGCAAUUCAUUCCACACCCUAACUACUCGCUGGGUGGAGGGGUUUCUUUCCCCCAUCACCUUUACUUUGUUUCCACUUCACCUUAAACCUCUGUCCCUCUCAUUCUUGAUACUUUAUGAUCAGGAACAGCUUCAAUCUGUCUACUCUGUCGAUGUCCCUCUCAUCAAUUUGAAAGCCUCUGUCAGAUCUCCCUCUCAGCGCCUUCUCUCCAGGAGAACAGUCCCCAACUUCUUCAAUCUGUCUUUGCAACCGAAGUGGCUGCUUCGCACAUAUAACUCACUGCCAUUUGUGGAGGCUGAUCUGAUCAUCCUGAAGGCCACUUUCCUGCCUUUUCCUCUCGAUUCCUCUCCCUCUCUCUCAGUUGUGAAUACACUUAAUGCCCCAUCAUCAACAGGCCUUCUGCGGUAAAGAAUUCCAAUGGAUUCACUACCCUCGGAGAGAAGAAAUUCUUCCAUCUCUGUACACGGUGCAGGGAAUGUAUGGACUGGAGUGAGAUACAGGAGGGGGAGUGCAUGCAGUCCAAGUAACCCGUCUACCUGGCCCUUCGAGCGCCACGACCCCUCGAUCCCAGUCCCAUGUGGAGCAGAGUCUGAGGAUCACACUAUCUGGCAUAGCAGCUCCUCUCAGACCCCAUUAAACCAGAGUAAAUUCAGGGCACCUUCCAUCUUGAAGGUCUGUCUCAAUUAUGGCACAAGGAUUUCAGCAAUUUCAACACAGUAACUCCCCUCCUGAUCCCCCUCCACACAGCCUGUCCCACCAUCGACAAGGCACAAGUCAGGAGUGUGAGAGAAUGCUCCCCACUUGCCCUGGAUGGGGUCAGCUCCAACAACACUCAAGAAGCUCGACAUCAUCCCCCGCUUGAUUGGCACCACAUCCACUCCCUCCACCACCAGUCGCAGCAGCAUGUACCAGCUACACGAUGCCCUGCAGAAAUUCACAAAGGCUCCUUAGACAGCACCUUCCAAAACCCAGCCACUUCAAUCUGGAAGGACAAGGGGCAGCAGGUCCAUGGGAACACCAGCCGUCUGCAAGUUCCCCCUCUGGGCCACUUCCCAUCCUGACUUGGAAAUAUAUUGACCGGUCCUUCAGUGUCGCUUGAUCAAAUUCCUGGAAUUCACUCCCCCAGGGACAUUGUGGGACGACCCUACAGCACAUGGACUGCAGUACUUCAAGGCGGCAGCUCACCCCCACCGUCUCAAGGGGUGAACAACUAGGAAAUGGCGAUAAAUGCUGGGCCCAGUUAAUGACACUCACUUGCAGUGCAGACAACUGUUGUCAAUUGGAGAAGCUCUCAAUAUGCUUUCCUGCAAGCUGCUGUAUGACCGUCUCCAAACUGCUGAAGCCACUGUUCAAUCUCUGCAGCGAACAGUUAAUGUCACUGAAUCCUGGAGAGAUGACAUGUGUUCCUGUGAGAUUUACUGGGACUCUAAAUCAUUCACCUCAGCUUCACAGCUUGUGGAAAGUGUUUCUCUGGCAUGACCCAGCUGCUGCCAUCUUACAGUGUCUACGUUGUGUCUGUGGAAAGUUCGAUCCCAGCUGGACAGCUAACUUCACGAGCUGUGCUGGAUAUUAACAUCCUCUGUCAAUAAACUAUCUGUUUUA